Molecule: messenger RNA, 1412 nt
Organism: Alosa alosa (allis shad)
Lineage: Eukaryota; Metazoa; Chordata; Actinopteri; Clupeiformes; Clupeidae
Product: leucine-rich repeat-containing protein 74A-like
Exons: 13
Coding region: 1-1284 (427 amino acids)
Molecular function (GO): protein binding
Source: RefSeq, a predicted model, not a curated record
AUGAAGUUCCCUGACAACACCAACAUUGUGGGCCUAAUCACCAACAAUGACAUUGGGAGAAGGAGAAAGGCUGGCGUAGCAGCUGAGCUUUACCUGCAAGCCUGUGAGAUUGUGGGCGUUAUCCCCGCCACGUCCUACCUGCGUAACCAGGGCAACUCCACCCUGAACAUGAACCAUCACGGUCUGGGGCCGAAGGGGACAAAAGCACUGGCCAUUGCUUUAGUGUCUGACAUACAGAUUACAGACCUGGAGCUGGAGGAUAACUGCCUUCUACCAGAGGGUGCAAGAUACCUGGUGGAGAUGCUGAAAGAGAACUUCACCAUUCAAAGGAUGAAUCUCUCCAACAACAAUCUCCAGGCUGCUGGUGCUAAAAGCAUUGCUAAAAUGUUGCUGGAAAACAUCGCAAUCAAAACACUUGCAUUGUCAGGAAAUGGAUUCGUUGAUGAAGCAGCCAAAAGUUUUGCAGAUACCUUAGCAAACAAUUUCCAGGUGAAAUCCCUGGAUCUAAGCCAUAACUGGUUCUGUGAGACAGGUGGAGAACACCUAGGCCACAUGCUGGCCAGUAAUGAGAGUCUGGAGACCCUGAAUCUCAGCUGGAACUGUCUGCGCAUGAGUGGAGCAGUGGCACUCUGCAAUGGAUUAAAGGUGAACGUGACAUUGAAGCACCUGGACUUGUCCUACAACGGCUUCGGCAGUGAAGGAGCGCAGGCACUAGGGGACGCCCUCCACCACAACAACACCCUGCUCUCACUGGACCUGUCCAGCAACCGCAUCACCUACGAGGCCCUGAGGCUGCUGUGCCACGGCCUGGCCUUCAACGACACCCUCAGGGUCCUGCGGUUGCUUCACAACCCAAUAACAUCUGAGGGAGCCUUACUGAUGCUCACCACUGUUAGAAACAACUCAAAGUCAGCGCUGGAGGAGAUCAACAUAUCAACGGUCAUGGUGAGCGAGGCCUUUGUGGAGAUGCUGGAGAGCAUGCAGCAGGAGCAUCCAGUGCUGGAUGUCCGGUACCUGGGGGUCACCGGUGCAUUCACCCGAACGCGUAAGGUGGAUGCCAUGAAGGUCAUUCAGCAUUUUCUUGAAGGACGCAAGCAAUGCCUCAUUGAUUUCUUUAAGAGCAUUGACAAGGAGGGGACCAUGAGAGUCCAUGCUUCAGACCUCAGGAAGGCUAUACAGCAAGCAAAGAUGCCUCUUGACAGUUUCAACAUUGAGGUGUUGAUUCAGAAACUGGAUGUGGAUAAGACUGGCUUGAUCGAUUACAGUUUCACAGGACAGUUGUAGCUCUGAAGCAGCAGCCACAGUCUACUUGAUCCGGGACAGACAGUAAUAAUGUACAGCUAGGGAAGAUCAGAGAGCAGUUUGGUGAAGCUAAAAUGAGUAAAGAACGUCCACCAAAAAAGUGUCUCGUA